Cyphomyrmex costatus is the source of this 2024-nucleotide messenger RNA. It is a transcript of the gene NUCB1, whose product is annotated as Nucleobindin 1. Gene Ontology annotation, cellular component: endoplasmic reticulum-Golgi intermediate compartment; extracellular exosome. NCBI's taxonomy places the organism in Eukaryota, Metazoa, Arthropoda, Insecta, Hymenoptera, Formicidae. The coding region runs from base 176 to 1897 and encodes 573 amino acids. The transcript is spliced from 11 exons. Gene Ontology annotation, molecular function: calcium ion binding. The record is from RefSeq and is a predicted model, not a curated record.
UGGUUGGUCGUCGCCUCGUCGGGCGUUGGAUUGGACUGCCUCGCAGAUCAGUCUUCAGUGUUUUGCAGUCAGUUUCGAGUUUCGAUUGUUGAUAUUUGGCAAUUCGUUAGCUACGAUCUGUCACGACUGUCAUCUGGACGUUCGGCGUCACGACGCCCGUUAAUUUCCAGACAAAAUGCAGUAUCUGCUACUACUGUUUUUAGUAGUUUUGAUACAAACAUCGGUCGCACCGCCUGUUGAAAAGAAAAACGAGGAUCAUAAGGACAAGGAGAAUGAGGUCAAUGACUCAGACAAUGACGAUUUGGAAAAUUCGGAACAUCACAUGGAAUAUCACCGAUAUUUGAAGGAAGUGAUUCAUGCUUUGGAAAGUGAUCCGGAAUUCCGUGCAAAAUUAGAAAACGUUAAGGAAGAGGAUAUACAUACGGGCAAGAUUGCGCAUGAACUGCAAUUUGUGGACCAUAAGAUCAGAACAAAGCUGGACGAACUGAAACGAGAAGAAUUGGAGAGGUUGCGACAUUUAGCCACCAAAGAGUAUAAUCGUAGAAAUGGAUUGGAUAUAGACCAUUUAAAGAUAGCAGAACACUUGGAUCACUCUAACGUACAUACGUUUGAAAUAGAUGAUCUGAAGAAAUUAAUCAUCAAGACUACGAAAGACUUGGCGGAUGCCGAUAGACGAAGACGGGAGAAAUUUAAAGAAUACGAGAUGCAGAAGAAAUUCGAGGAAGAACAAAAGAUGAAGGGUAAUACCGAUAUGAAGGAAGAAGAAAGAAAGAAAUACGAGGAAGAAUUACAAGCGAUGAAGAAGAAACAUAAGGAUCACAAACCUUUGCAUCAUCCCGGUAGUAAGCAACAACUGGAAGAAGUAUGGGAAAAGCAAGAUCAUAUGGAGGAUCAAGACUUUGAUCCUAAGACAUUCUUUCACCUUCAUGAUUUGGAUGGAAAUGGUUACUGGGAUCAUGACGAGGUGAAGGCAUUAUUCUUGAAAGAAUUGGAUAAACUUUACUCAGAAGGCGCACCUGAAGAUGACAUCUACGAGAGGCGGGAGGAAAUGGAGAGGAUGAGAGAACAUGUGUUUACUGAAGCUGAUUUUGACCGUGACGGUUUCAUAAGUUACCAAGAAUUUUUAGUACAAACGAUGAAACCAGAUUUUCAACAGGACGAAGGAUGGCAGGGAUUGGAUGAGCAACAAAUUUAUUCUCAGCAAGAGUAUGAAGCUUUCCAGAAGCACAGACAGGAAGAAAUCCAGAAAAUGGUUGCCAAAGGAAUAUUACCACCACCCCCUGACACUGUACAUCUACCCCUCCAGCAUGAACAGUUCCCGUCACAGCACCAGCAACAGAACAACUUCCAGCAUCCACAACAAAUGCAUCCUUCGCAACAACAGAAUUCAGGACAGAUACCACCGCAACAACCAAUAGUUGGUCAUGUACCACAAUAUCAGGGCCAAUUGCCGCAGCAACAAUCCUAUCAUCCUCAAGUCCCACCACCUCAACAUUAUCAAAUUCCGCAACAGCAACAGUAUCAGGGACAACAGCCACAGUAUCAAAUGCCAGUACCGCAACAGCCGCAGUUCCAGGCUCAACAGAUUCAGCAAACGCAUCAGCAAUACCAAAACCAACUUCAUCAGGGUCAACAACAGUUCCAGGGUCAGCCUCAACAGGUUCAACAACAGACUCAGGGUCAGCCUCAACAGGUUCAACAACAGACUCAGGGUCAGCCUCAGCAGGUUCAACAGCAAUCACAGCCGCAACAAACACAGCAUCAAGUGCCACAAAAUACUCAGGGUAACAUUCCGAGUAGUCAAGAUGCUGCACAAACCAACCACAAUCUUCCACAACAACAAGAUUUGAAAUCCAUUAAGCAACAAAUCAAUCAGAACAAUAUACCGAACAUGUAGACAGUGUAGAUACAAAUAGUUGAUAAAAAUGUUUUUAUCUUAUUUCUUUUUAAAUCGUAGACCAGGCAGUUCUACGGUUCUCGAUUUAAAAAGAUUACUUGAGACUCUCGAAAAAAUUCUAACUCCA